CGAAGAUCUGCAGCUAGGGCGCCACCCUGGACCGUCUUCGCGUGGCGACGGUAGAUUUCAACUUGCCUCAGGCUCAAGAGUCCAGGUUGCUCAGAGUCAAGGGCGCCAAAGCCUAAGGGGUCCAGAGGGAAGACCCAAGAGCGAGCUCGAGGAGCGUCAGUCCCUUCGCCACACUUACCUCUUGCUCAGAUCAAGCAGAGGAAGUUACGAUUGAUCGCAGCCACUUGGGUGAAACGAUGCAUCGUGGCAGUGGUGUGCUCAGAGGCGCCUGGCAGAAGCGGCAUGGCCUUGAAAGAGUGAUUGAACAGCAUGCGGCCACUUUUCGAACUCGGGCUUUGGCGGCCACGGAGUCCGUGGCAAGGAAUGGAUCAUACCCAACCACUUCAGCGCAGGCUUACUGCGAGUCCCACCCGCUCCAAAAUGUAGGCAGAGCAGGCUCUUUCAGUGCCCCCCAGUCUCUCUCCUCCUUCUCUUCGGCCUCCUGGGCCAGCCAGCCCUGCAUGGCCCCGGCCGCCGAUGCUCCGGGCAGCACUGCGGGUGAGUCGCAGACCGGCAAUGGCGCCGAGGCCUCAACGUCAGGAAAGGCGGAAGCAUCGGAAGCGCGGGCGAAGGCCGGGCCUGCUGAAGGGCGGGACGUGGAUGCCAGCAAGGAGGAGCUGGUGCAGAUGCUGGCGGAGCGCGAGGUGGUGCUGGACGAGCAGGGGGAGCAGAUCAAGGAGCUGCAGGAGAAAGUGCUGCGCACGCUGGCGGAGAUGGAGAACCUGCGGGAGAGGACGGCCAGGGAGGCCGACAACACGCGCAAGUUUGCCCUCCAGGGCUUCGCACGAUCGCUGCUCGAUGUGGCCGACAAUCUGUCCCGGGCCACGGGAGCUGUCCCGGAGCAAUUCCGGAAAACAAAUGGGACUGGGGGCAGCGAGGCCGAAAAGGCUCUGCGGUCACUGCUGGUGGGGGUCAACAUGACGGAGAACCAGCUGCAGCAGGUGUUCAAGCGGCACGGGCUGGAGCGGUCCGACCCGCUGGGGGCCCCCUUCGACCCCAACCACCACAACGCCGUCUUCGAGGUGGAGGACCCUAGCAAGCCGGCGGGGACCGUCGCGCACGUCAUGAAGGCGGGCUAUAGCCUCAAUGACCGAGUCAUCCGUCCAGCCGAUGUGGGCGUCGUGAAGGGGAAGGAAGAGUAAAACGGUAAAUUUAUCAAGCUAGACAGUGGAAAGGUCUGAUGUCGAACCACGAAUGGUUUUCGCCAGCUAGUACCCCUUAGUUGAGAGCAGUUCGGACCUGUGGCAGCUUAGCAGAUACCACCAUUCAAUCAACCGGUCCCAUCUAAUGUUGCACAGAGAAGUCGAGAUAGCCUUGCCAUGGCACACCGGGCGCAAGUACUUCAGCUCAGGCAUGGCCGCGUUUAGUUGGAAGCUGCAGCGAAUCUGCUCAAGGACCAUCGUGACAAUUGAGCGUGAGGCUGUCGCUAUCAACAUGUUCCUGAAACAAUCAGAGAAGCAUUAUAAAUGGCCGCUGGCAGCAGAUUUCUUGCAAUCAUUGGAUGAGUUGACGAAGAAGCCAGACUGAACUAUGGUAGUAUCCUGGAUCAAGUUGCAUGCCAUUUAGUAAGCGUUCAAGCGAGU
Molecule: messenger RNA, 1622 nt
Organism: Klebsormidium nitens
Lineage: Eukaryota; Viridiplantae; Streptophyta; Klebsormidiophyceae; Klebsormidiales; Klebsormidiaceae
Source: the annotation of a GenBank genome assembly